This is a messenger RNA of Manis pentadactyla (Chinese pangolin), 2936 nucleotides long. RefSeq names its product zinc finger protein 541-like. Bases 81 to 2936 code for a protein of 951 amino acids. Gene Ontology annotation, molecular function: transcription corepressor activity. Gene Ontology annotation, biological process: negative regulation of DNA-templated transcription; regulation of transcription by RNA polymerase II. The record is from RefSeq and is a predicted model, not a curated record. The transcript is spliced from 8 exons. Gene Ontology annotation, cellular component: histone deacetylase complex; transcription regulator complex. NCBI's taxonomy places the organism in Eukaryota, Metazoa, Chordata, Mammalia, Pholidota, Manidae.
CUUUAGCCGAGCUCUUCCAUGUCCCCAGGUGUCUCUAACGUGGGCUUUCUCCUUCUGUUUGUUUAGACCUGAGGCUGGCCAUGCUUCAGGUGCCUAGAGAUGGUGACGAAGGAGGCAGGGCCACCUCCGGGAGCGCAGGGAAAGAAGAGCAGCAUCACACUUCACCUCAGAAGCUGCUUCUGGAUUGUAGCCUCUGCAGGAAGGUGUUCAGCCGCGCCAGCUCUCUUAGCAAGCACUACCUGACGCACAGCCAGGAACGGAAACACGUUUGCGGAAUCUGCAGCAAGGCCUUUAAGCGCAAGGACCACCUGACUAGGCACAUGCUCACCCACCAGAAGACCAAGCCCUUUGCGUGCAGGGAGCAGGGCUGCAGCAAGAGCUACUGUGAUGACCGCUCCCUGCGCCGGCACUACGAGGUCCAGCACGGCUUGUGCAUCUUGAAGGAGGCUCCCCCCGAGGAAGAAGCCUGUGGGGACUCCUCUCCUGCCCACGAGGUGGCCGGCCAGCCUGCUGCGGAUGGCCUGCGGUCCCUGGUGCCUCCAGAAGCCAGGUCCCCAGGCCCCCUUUUGCCCAACCGAGAGCCCCUGCGCUCUAUUGUAAGCAGCAUGGUCCACCAGGAGAUCUCUUCUUCCAGCCCGGUCCUGGCCGGGCCCUCAGAUGACGGGGAAGGGAAAAACACAGCCUGUCCCUCCCCACCCUCACUGGGGCCCUACCCCUGCACCCCAGCGGCCCCAGGGACCCUGGGCAGUGAUGUUCCUGAGGAGUGUCACCCCCUGUGGAAGGAGCCCGCCGCUGGGUUCACAGCCAUUCACUCCAGGGUAGCAGAGGAUGGUGGUCCACACCCAGCUGAGUCGGAGCGGCCGCCCCAGCUACCGCCCACCCUGGAGAGCGGGCAGGAGGGUGGGACCCUGCCGGCCGGCCUGCCUCUGUUCCAAGGCCAGGCAGCGCCUGCCAGUGCUGAGCCUUCAAACCACAACUUCCAGUGGCUCCGGAACCUGCCAGGCUGCCCCGAGAGCGAAGGGAAUGAUGAGUUUGCCAUCCAGAAGCCCACUUCCGUGUCCCCUCAGGAGGGCUCCGAGUCUGGGCCCAGGCCCAGCAGCACCUCCCUGAUGGGGGAGCCCUCGCCCAGCGGUGGCCCCAGUCUGGAGGAUGCACCGCCCCUCCCCCCCACAGACCUGAAGGCACCUGGGGAGGCCUCCGAUGGCGCUGGAUAUGCCGGCGAGGAAGGGGACACCAGGGCUUCCAAGAAGAGCAAUUCUGACAGCGACUCCUGCUCACGGCAGCAUGUGGAGGAGCCCGGCCUCCAGGAGGCCCUGAAGCCGAGUGGGCUGUCGUCUGACAACACGACGCCGCUCUCCGGGCAGUUGUUCCUGAAGUCGCAGGAGUGUCUGGUGAGUCAAGGGCAGAUGCAGGUGCUCCAGAUGAUCACCAAGUCCCAGGUGUUCAUCUCUGGCUCCCAGGUGGCUGUGGUCUCCUCCCAGCAAGCUGUGCCUGAGGGCAAGCAGGCUGUGCUGAAGCCACUGCAGGGUCUGCGGCCACACCAGCCCCCACCAUUGGCACCCACAGUUGACUCCUUCCAUCCUGGCCCUGCAAACCCAGAGCCAGAGGGAUCCCCGCCCCACAAGAGAAAAACCACGCCCGCCUUCCCCAGAGAGGCCUUGCCCGGCAGCAAUAGACGGGACACGAAGGGAGGACCAAAAGUGGCCCCUGUACCAUGGGAACCCCCUGGGAAUGCAGAUGUCUCCUCUCUGGCCAAGCAGCUGAGAUCCACGAAAGGGCCCUUAGACCUGGGGGACAUCCUCCCCACAGGGGGCCCACGCCAGACCCAGCUAUGUGGGGACAAUCCUGCCGGAGCCCAGCUCCCAGGGAAGCAGGCCCAGGUGGAGAAUGGCCUGGCCUUGGGGGCCAUGAAAGGUGCAAAGGGCCCGGCCUGCUCCCAGGGCAGAGGCCACAGGCUCUUCUCUGGCAACAUGUGGGCCCAAUGUUUCUUGGACUUCCAGAAGGAGAAGGUGAAAAUGGAUACGCGCUGUGAGGCCUCUCCCAGCCAGGUGGCCAUGGCCUCCUUCUCAUCGGCCGGGCCUUCAGUGGACACCCCGCAGGACUCAAAGUCCAAGCUGACGAUAUCCAACAGGAUCCAGGAUGGAAAUACCUACCAGCUCCCCGAUCCAGUGAAGGAGGAGAGCACGGCAGGCGGAUGUAACCAGCAAAAUGGAGGCCCUGCAGACUGGGCAGAGCCAAGGAGCGCGUAUGUCUGCAAGAACUGCAGCCAGAUGUUUUAUACAGAGGAGGGGCUAAUCAGCCAUAUGUGUUUUCCCAACGACCAGUGGCUGCCACCUCGAGGGAACCAGGACCAGCAGGUGAAGGUUUCAGGACCAGUGUCGGGCACAGAGUUUUUCAAGCCUCUGAGUCAGGCGCUGAGGGUGGAGGUGGAGGCACAGAGCCCCGCAGGAGCCGUGAAGCCCCCAGAUGGCAUGAGCACAGCUCCUCUGGGGAUGCCUCUGGGCCCAGUGAGCCGGCCCCCAGGGAGCACAGCCAAGGGACAGGACGGAGACCAGGAGGAGAGAGAUGGGGAGGAGACCAGCCAGCCCAGAAAGCAGCGAAAGUGCCCCCAACCCAAGGCAUCGUUCCUGCCUCCUGCCCCUUCUGCCUCUGGGGGUCUGGGCCCUGAAGAAGGCCACCAGAGCUGCCUGCAGUCUCCAGUGCUCCUGGGGGACCACUCCCUGCAGGGACUGUGCCCGCGCUCUCCCGAUACACCGCCCCUGGUGCUCAGCCCCAUCCGGGAGGGGUCUGGGCUGGAUUCCAGCACUCUCUGUUCCAUGUCCACUCAGGCUGGUCCUGACAAACUCAUCAGCAGCAAGCUUGAUCUAGUGAAUGACGCUUCUGACAUCUGCGCAUUCGAGGAUGACACGGAGCUCAGCACUGAACCGGACCUGUGA